This is a messenger RNA of Syzygium oleosum, 2184 nucleotides long. Its product is annotated as alanine--glyoxylate aminotransferase 2 homolog 3, mitochondrial-like. Gene Ontology annotation, cellular component: mitochondrion. The record is from RefSeq and is a predicted model, not a curated record. Gene Ontology annotation, molecular function: pyridoxal phosphate binding; transaminase activity. The transcript is spliced from 9 exons. The coding region runs from base 416 to 1855 and encodes 479 amino acids. Lineage: Eukaryota; Viridiplantae; Streptophyta; Magnoliopsida; Myrtales; Myrtaceae.
AUAUGACUCCUCUAAAUUGGCUGACGACAUACAGCUUUUGGCUUGAAGGCUUCCAUCCAUAGAGAAGGCUUCCCUGUUUGCUCAAAAUUUAACGAAGGCAAACGAAGGACGUCACUGGCAUCCGCGGUGGAUCUUCUCUGAUCAAGCCCCCUCUAUAUAUAUACCGUCUUCUUCCCUCUGUCUCUGUCCAUCUCUGCGUUUGGUGUCUUCCUGCGGCCCAUACACAUACCCAUACCUCCAGCCAAGACACGCCCCUGCAUUCUCGGAAUCUUUCCUCGAGGUCCCAUCUCUCAUUCUCUCUUCCUCCUCCCCUGACCCCAGAGAGGCAGAGAGAGGCAGAGAGAAACAGAGCGUUGUUUCUUUCUGUUGCAGGGAGGGGAAGGAGAUCCGUCGUCCUAAGCGAAGGGAAGGGAAGAUGAUGCAGAAGGGAAUCGCCAGGGCCACCAGAAGAGCAUUAUCGUCGUCGGGAUCUUCCUCCUCCCGCUUCGUCUCCUCCUCCUCUCAGGCCGCCCAGGAGACAAAGCAGGAGAAUGGUGUCCCCAGGAUGCCCCCCUUCGCCUACUCUCCCCCGCCGUACGCCGGCCCCUCCUCCGCGGAGAUCCUCGCCAAGCGCCAGCAGUUCCUCAGCCCCUCCAUGUUCUACUUCUACAAACAACCCCUGAACGUGGUGGACGGCAAGAUGCAGUACCUGUACGACGAUAGCGGGAAGAGAUACCUGGACGGGUUCGGAGGGAUAGCCACCGUGUGCUGCGGCCACUGCCACCCCGACGUGGUGGGCGCCAUCGUCCACCAGACCCGCCGCCUCCAGCACUCCACCAUCCUCUACCUGAACCCCGCCAUCGCCGACUUCGCCGAGGCCCUCGCCUCCAAGCUCCCCGGUGAUCUCAACGUGGUGUUUUUCACGAACUCGGGGACGGAGGCGAACGAGCUAGCCAUGAUGAUCGCGAGGCUGUACACUGGUUCCCACGACAUAAUAUCGCUGAGGAAUGCGUACCACGGGAACGCGGCCGGGACCAUGGGCGCCACGGCCUCGAGCAACUGGAAGUUUAACGUCGUGCAGACUGGAGUUCAUCACGCGUUAAACCCAGACCCCUACAGAGGUGUUUUCGGUUCAGAUGGAGAGAAGUAUGCCAGAGAUGUCCAAGACCUCAUCGAGUUUGGCACUUGUGGCAAUGUGGCUGGUUUCAUCUCUGAAGCUAUACAGGGUGUGGGAGGCAUUAUUGAAUUGGCCCCACAUUACUUGCCUGCUGUAUAUAGCAGCAUCAGGAAAGCCGGUGGCCUUUGUAUUGCUGAUGAAGUUCAAUCUGGAUUCGCUCGCACAGGAAGUCACUUUUGGGGUUUCGAAUCCCAUGGGGUUGUUCCGGACAUUGUCACGAUGGCAAAGGGCAUUGGAAAUGGCAUUCCUCUCGGAGCCGUGGUGACCACUCCCAAAAUCGCAGAGGUGCUGACCCGUCGCAGUUAUUUCAAUACCUUUGGUGGCAACCCGGUCUGCACGGCUGCUGGGCUAGCUGUGUUGAAAGUGAUCGAGAAAGAAAAUCUUCAGGAGAACGCACACAUUGUGGGGUCUCAUCUGAAAGAAAGACUGACAUCGCUCAUGGACAAAUACGAAAUUAUCGGGGAUGUGAGGGGUCGGGGGCUGAUGCUUGGAGUCGAACUAGUUACUGAUCGCAAGUUGAAAACCCCCGCAAAAGCUGAAACUCUACAUGUGAUGGACCAAAUGAAAGAGAUGGGUGUACUGAUCGGCAAGGGAGGGUACUAUGGAAACGUGUUCCGCAUCACGCCGCCUCUGUGCAUCACCAAAGAAGAUGCAGAUUUCCUGGUGGAUGCGAUGGAUUAUACGCUGUCAAAGAUGUGAAGUGCCUGAAAAUGUAAAUCUUUACAUAAGCAUCUGUGUGGUCUGCCACAGAUUGAUCUUACUACUGCUGUAUACUGGUAUGCGUGCUUCUUGUUAUUCCUGCUUUUCUCGUACAUAGGCUCCGAACAAGCAACUAGCGGCUAGUCGAUCGUAUGGUGAGUCAACAACUCGUUGUCUCUCUAAACAAUUGAAAUAAGCUCUGAUGUUGCUUCUUUUCUUUUCCCUCAAUUUCUUCCUGUUACUUUUGGCAUAUUGAGGUGGAAGCAUUAUGGAUACAAUCUGUUUGUAUAGAUGUUUGUUUCGAAAGAACCUCCAAGAACUUUUUUAUA